CUCCACACACUUAAAAACACACACACGAAAACGUUACAAAACACAAUUAUCAAAUUAUCUAACCAGAAGAAACCUCUCUCUCUCUAUCUAAUCUUUAUUCAAAUUCAUCCAUCAGAGAAAGAAAAAUUUCUAAAAAAUGUUUCGAGUAAGCAAUUUCGUGGUGGGUGUAGCCAACACAUUGGUGAUGUUAGUGGGCAUAUCAGCCAUUGGUUACUCGAUUUACAUGUUCGUUCAUCAAGGCGUGACCGAUUGUGAAUCAGCCAUUCGGGCACCACUUCUCACGACCGGAUGCAUCCUCUUCGUGGUGUCUCUGAUCGGGGUGAUAGGAUCUUGUUUCAAGGAAAACUUCGCAAUGGUCUCGUACUUGAUCAUACUGUUCACGGGCAUUGUUGCGUUGAUGGGGGGCAUUGUUGCGUUGAUGGGAUUCUCCAUAUUUCUCUUCUUUGUGACAAACAAAGGAGCCGGUCAUGUUGUCUCCGGAAGAGGGUAUAGAGAGUACCGGACGUAUGAAUUCUCCACUUGGCUUAACGGGUUCGUUGGUGGUAAAAGAUGGGUUGGAAUAAGAUCUUGUUUGGCUGAGGCUAGGGUGUGUGAUGAUUUGAGUGAUGGUCCUGUUAGUCAGAUCGCUGAUGCCUUUUAUCACAAGAACUUGUCUCCAAUCCAGUCAGGGUGUUGUAAGCCGCCAUCAGAUUGCAACUUCGAGUUCAGAAACGCUACUAUGUGGAUGCCGCCGACCAAAAACGAAACGGCGGUUGGGGCGAACAACAACGAAGACUGCGGUACAUGGAGCAACGUGCAAACGGAGUUGUGUUACAAUUGCAACGCAUGCAAAGCGGGAGUGUUAGCCAACAUAAGAGCUAAAUGGAGGAAUCUUCUGGUCUUCAACAUUUGUCUCCUCAUUCUCCUCAUCAUCGUCUAUUCCUGCGGUUGCUGUGCUCGUCGUAACAAUCGGACGGCUAGGAAAAGCGAUCAUGCUUAAAUUUUAAUUGCUUUUGUUUCUUCUAUGUUUUCUUUUAGUUUGUUUGUUUUUCUUUAUUAAGGUCAUUUAUGUUUCUUUGCUUCUUAGGAUAAUGUCACGUCUGCUUUCACAACAAUUAUCAAGAAUUUAGCACAUUUCACUAGUUUUACCAUCGGCAUUUCAUA
Messenger RNA from Camelina sativa (false flax), 1143 nucleotides. NCBI's taxonomy places the organism in Eukaryota, Viridiplantae, Streptophyta, Magnoliopsida, Brassicales, Brassicaceae. The record is from RefSeq and is a predicted model, not a curated record.